AACCAAACCAAGUCAAGGAAAUAGAUCACAGCCUCAUCUAACCAAAUAAUUCUCACCUGCACCCUCAGUAUUAUCCCCUUAUAACAACUCGGGUAUAGUAUCCGUCUUCACAGACCAAGAACUUCGAGAUCACCUCUUUCAUUUUGCUCAAGUGCGAUACCAAUGGCACAUUCUUCUCUGUUUUUCUUCCUCGUUAUGGUAUUUCCGUUUUAUUAUGUUUCGGGUAUUGGUAUAAACUACGGUACUCUCGGAAACAACCUCCCUUCUCCCAAAAGAGUAGCUCAGCUACUCCAAUCGACUCUCAUCGACAAAGUUAAGAUCUAUGAUACCAACUCACAGAUCCUCGAAGCCUUCUCCAACACCGGCAUUGAUCUCAUCGUGGCCGUCGAAAACAACCUCGUCAAAAACAUAAGCGCGGACAUAUCCGCGGCUGACGAAUGGUUCUCAUCGCGUCUCAUGCCUUUCAUUCCAUCCACUUCCGUCACCGUCAUCUGCGUGGGUAACGAGUACUUAUCCACCGCAGAUGGCGACGGCGACAAUGGCUUGGAUCCCAAGGCACUCAUCCAAGCCAUGCAAAACAUCCAUGCAGUUCUCCUAGCACGAGGCUUGGACCGCAAGAUAAAGGUCACAACUCCGCACUCUAUGGCCACUCUCGCCUCCUCUUUCCCUCCCUCAUCUUCCACUUUCGCAACCACUCUCAUGCCCAUCAUGACCGAAGUCGUAUCAUUUUUAGCCGACACCGUUGCACCCUUCAUGAUCAACGCCUACCCGUAUUUCGCCUUUCGGGAUAAUCCCGAAACUGUUAACCUAGAUUACGCCUUGCUAGGCAACGCUAGCGGCGUGCAUGACCCGAGAGGCUACACUUACACCAACAUGUUGGAUGCACAAAUCGACGCGGUGCAUUCGGCGAUCAAUGCAUUAGGGUUCGGCAACCGGUCCAUCGACAUAAUCGUCUCGGAAUCCGGCUGGCCUUCUAAAGGCGAGCCUGCCGAGACCGCGGCCACUCCUGAUCACGCAAGAACGUACAACACGAGACUAAUCGAACGCGGCCAGUCUGGCCAAGGAUCUCCCAUGAGGCCUAAAGAUAACGUACAAAUAUUUCUAUUUUCUUUGUUCAAUGAGAACGAGAAAGAAGGGGUGGCUAGUGAGCGGAACUUCGGGCUCUUCAACGGAGAUGGAUCUAAGGUUUAUGAAGUGGACUUGAGCUGUGAGUUUUGUAGCGGUGGAGACAAGUUUGGGUUCGGAGAGAAAGUGGUGUCAGGUGCGGUGAGAGGACCAUCGGUUUGGUGCGUGGCUAAGCCGCAUGCAGAUGAGAAGGUGGUUCAGGCUGUGUUGGAUUUUUGUUGCGGGCCGGGUGGUGUGGAGUGUAGAGAGGUUUAUGAGAAUGGGAGGUGUUUUGAGCCCAAUAAGAUUCAUGCGCAUGCGUCACAUGCGAUGAAUAGUUAUUACCAGAUGCAUGGGAGGAACUACUGGAACUGUGAUUUUAAAGGAACGGGGCUUGUGACAUUCAGCGAUCCAAGUUACGGGACAUGCCGGUAUUCGCAGCAGUGAGUUGGGGAAAGUGAAGUGCUUUUGACUAUGUAUCACGGACCUGUAGGCUGUAGGGCAGCUGAUAAAAGGGGAUGGUACUACUAAUUAUUAAGUACUCCAUCUGUCCCUCUCAUUUCUUUACCGUUACUAUUUUGGGAUGUCCCUCUCAUUUCUUUACAUUACCAUAAAUAGUAAGUUUUUUCAAUCAUUACACCCAUUAUCUUCUCCCACUAUCUCAUAUUUAACAAUAAAAACUACUAUUACACCCACUACCUUCCUCCACCAUCUCAAAUCUAUUAUUAAAUAUUGAUGGGUCCCACCA
Molecule: messenger RNA, 1852 nt
Organism: Daucus carota subsp. sativus
Lineage: Eukaryota; Viridiplantae; Streptophyta; Magnoliopsida; Apiales; Apiaceae
Product: glucan endo-1,3-beta-glucosidase 12
Exons: 2
Coding region: 163-1551 (462 amino acids)
Biological process (GO): carbohydrate metabolic process
Cellular component (GO): plasma membrane
Molecular function (GO): hydrolase activity, hydrolyzing O-glycosyl compounds
Source: RefSeq, a predicted model, not a curated record